This is a messenger RNA of Pelmatolapia mariae (spotted tilapia), 1186 nucleotides long. RefSeq names its product tenomodulin (gene tnmd). Bases 22 to 921 code for a protein of 299 amino acids. The transcript has 7 exons. The record is from RefSeq and is a predicted model, not a curated record. Lineage: Eukaryota; Metazoa; Chordata; Actinopteri; Cichliformes; Cichlidae. Gene Ontology annotation, biological process: negative regulation of angiogenesis; negative regulation of endothelial cell proliferation.
UUCAUCCUGUGGCUUUGCAUCAUGGAGGGUAGCAGUCAAUCCAGCAGUCAACAGCUUCUGUGGAAAGAUGUUGAGGCUGGAAAAGAGAAGAAGGCGAAGUACCAAACCUACCAGCGAAUUGCUCUGAUUCUCGCUCUGGUCUUCCUGGUUUUGGCUCUCUGUGUUUUCAGCCUGAGAUAUCUGUGGGGCCCCAGCCUGGGGAAGGUGUAUGACCACGAGUACAAAGCUGUGGUGGAUGGCGUGGAGACAGACAGUACAAUGGAGAUAGACCCAGUUCACCGCGUUGAAAUCUUUAAGAUGGGAAACGGGAGUGAGGAGAUUCUCGAGGUCCACGACUUCAAAAAUGGAAUCACUGGGAUCCGGUUUGCUGAACAUCAGAGGUGCUACAUCAGGGCCCAAACUAAGAAACUACCCGCAGUGGCAGAGGUGGAGACUGAAGACACGGAGUUGCUGCAGGUGGAUGAGACUGGGGCCAUGGAUAUGAAGGUGGACGACUCCCAAGUGUGGGUUCCUGCUGAGGAGCCCAUCGUUAACCCGGACUUCCUCCUUGACUCCAAGAUCUGGGAGAUUUGCCAGCAGCUGCCCAUCCACUGGAUCCAUCCUUCCCCCCUGAGCGAUGCUGAGGUUGUAAAUGUGGAUACACCCGAUGCCGAGGUCACAGGUCAGCGUUUUGCCCGCGACGUCCUGGACCACCUUCCCGUAAAUGACUAUAGAGAUGUUGGAAUCGAGCUGGAUAACCGUCUGGAUGAGCGCGGCUACUGCUGCCAGUACUGUCGCCGUGGUUACCGCUUCUGCCGCCGCUACUACGAGCCCCUGGGUGGCUUCAACCCCUGGCCAUACUACUACCAAGGAGGCCGGGUCAUCUGUCAAAUUGUCAUGCCGUGCAACUGGUGGAUCGCCCGCAUGCUCGGGAGGAUCUGAGGCGCUGAGCGUGCUGUCUGGUUUUGAAUCUGUUUACGUUGUAGGUGCAAAUUUUUCCUUUUGAUAAAUAUUCAAGACCACUCGUGACACCAAAGCAGUCUAUUGCAGGCAACUAUUAGGUAGCACUUCUAGUCAGUGUGAGUCAGUGUAAACAGUCUAAAUGGUGUUUGAAGCAUUUUGAUUCUUUCUUAAAAAGCAUUGGUUGUUUACAGGUGUCUAGUUUUCUCUCCUUGUUAUUUGAUCCUGUUCAAUGAACGCAUUUAGU